GCAUUCAUGCGUACAUGUUUGUGUGUGUGUGUCUGAAUGUUAUUUGCAUAACAUUCCGUAACAGUUGUGUUUGUGUACUGCUAGUGUGUGUGUAGUUGAGUGUGUGAGUGUUUAUGGGAUUUAAAUGAGUGAGUGUGUGUGUUGAGGGCCUUCUUCCUCUUCUGGUCUCCACUCUGAAAGAGAACUUAGAGCAGUGAUGAUGUCUGGUGAAAUCAUCUACUCCGAUGUUACAUUCACUCGGCAUCAGAACCAAGAUACUGGAGCAGAAAGUGAAGUUUCUAAUGGAGUAGCCGAACGUGAAGAAGAUGUCACAUACUCUGAGGUUAGAAGACCAGGAGGUAGAGCUAGUGAGCAGGAGGAUCCUGGGAAAGGAAGGGACCCUGGCAAUAGUGACCCCACUCCCCCAAUGGGGUCAAAGGCUACAAUCCCUGAUGGAGGGUCUGGGAGAGUUCCCGUGGCGACCCUGGUGUGUCUCUGUGUUCUACUGCUGGGCCUGGCUAUCACUCUGGGAGUCCUCUAUGCUUCCAACAUGACUAGUCUUCAAGCUGAAGGGGCUCGCUUUGCCCAGAUGAAAGACAAUCUAACAGGGAAACUGCAUGACCUGCAAGACAGCUAUAAGAGACUACAGAAUAAGACCCUCAUCAUAACAGUCCAGGAAGAACUGUUCUCCUCGGGUCUUCGAGACUGUGAGGCCAACCUGACUAGGGUCAAAGAUCUCCUGGCAACCAUCCAAGGCAAUCCGAAGGAAUGUAAUGCUGAUACAAAACCAUGUUCUCCUGGCUGGGAGUUCUACAAUGGAUCAUGCUACUACUUCUCUAUAGGCAUACUGACCUGGGAACAGAGUCAGUAUGCCUGCAUCCGUGACGGAGGACACCUGGUCAUCAUAGAGAGUCAGCAGGAGCAGGAGUUUAUAAAAGAAAAAAUUGUGAGAAGCACUGAUUUUGAUAACAGCCCCUGGAUUGGACUGACAGAUAAGAAGCAAGAGGGAGUGUGGGUCUGGAUGGACAAUACAACUCUUGAUGACAGAAUCAAGUUCUGGGACCCAAACACUGAAACAUUUCCAACCCUUCCAGAACCAAAUGACUGGAACCCAGGUGAAGACUGUGCCCGAAUGGGUCAAAGCUGUUCCAGUCGAAUCAAAUGUUGGUUUGACUUUGCAUGUGACCAACCAUGUAGGAGAAUCUGUGAGAGUCGUGCAGUCUGUGAGAGACGCGCAGCCACUUCAUAGUGCUGCCAAAUGGAAUGUAUUGAAUUAGUGACCAGCACAAAGUACUGCAUUGUUGGGCAGUAUGAAGGGCCAGACACAGAUUAAACCUAGUCCUGGACUAAGAAGCAUAUUCAAUAGAGAUUCUCCAUUCAAAGUGUUUCUUAGUCCAGGACUAGCGAUUAAUAUGUGUCCAGGAAACCGACCUGUAAUGUCUCAUUUGGAUUCAUGGAGAGUACUAGCCAUACAAUGAAUAUACCAAGCACUGGAGUUGCACCCCCCAUCCCCCCUUUUGCCCUCAGAACAGCCUCAAUUCAUCAGGGUGUGGACUCUACAAGGUGUCGAAAGCAUUCCACAGGGAUGUUGGCCCAUGUUGACUACAAAGCUUCCCAAAGUUGUGUCAAGUUGGCUGGAUGUCCAUUGGGUGGUGGACCAUUGUUAAUACAAACAAGAAAUAAAACAGCAGCUUUGCAUUUCCUGACACAAUCCAGUGUGCCUGGCACGUACUACCAUACCCUGUUAAAAGACACUUAAACAUUUUGUCUUGCCCAUUCACCCUCUGAAUGGCACACAUAAACAAUCCAUGUCUCAAUUGUCUCAAGGCUUAAAAAUCCUUCUUUAACCUGUCUCCUCCUCUUUAUCUACACUAAAUGAAGUGGUUUUACGAAGUGACAUCAAAAAGAAAUCAUAGAGUUGCAAAGAAAAAAACAUAUCUCAGACUUGCCAAUUAAAAAUAAAAGAUUAAAAUAGGCAAAAAAACACAGACACUGGACAGAGGAACUCUGCCUGGAAGGCCAGCAUCCCGGAGUCACCUCUUCACUUUUGACGUUAAGACUGGUGUUUCGCGCAUACUAUUUAAAAGUUCUUAAGGAUUUUAAGGCUAUUCCAUGCGAGAAAAUGCCAAGAAACUGAAGAUCUCGUACAACGCAGUGUACUACUCCCUUCACAGAACAGUGCAAACUGGCCCUAACCAGAAUAGAAAGCGUAGUGAGACCCCAGUGCACAACUGAGAAAGAGGACAAGUACAUUAGUGUCUAGUUUGAGAAACAGACGCUUCACAAGUCCUCAACUCGCCUGCCAUUAAGUGCUAAGUUAUUCAGUUAUAUUCAGAUAUGCAGGAGUAACAUUAAAACAGAAUAAUAUGCCCCACCAACAUUAGACAAUUAUACAGAUAACACUCAAAUUGCUGAAUCCAGUAAAUUAAAUCAAUGAUGACAUAAUAGUCAGAUUAACUGAUAACUAAAAUAGAGGUGCAGAUGGCAGAUGUGCGUAGAUGUAUAGGUAAUUCAUCUGUGGGGGACUUCUGAGAAUGCGACUGUACAGACUUGUUAGCGCAGCAGAAAGAUCAGCGUACCCCAAAUGUAGAGGUUGUGAGUUUCAAAUCCCAGGUGGGGUCAUAUUGAAGUGAUCAUGUCAAAUGUACAGCAUGUCACUCACCUUAAAACUCAUACACCAUUUAAUUACAUCUCUUGCAAAAAAGACUCAUGUGAAAUGUGCGAUUUCACAUGAAAAUCACAUUUUCACAUGUGAAAUAGCUGUUUUCACAUGUUAAGCUGACAUUUUCACAUCUUGAACCCAUAUGUUCACAUGUAUUAAAUGCACGUUAACACUACCUUUUCACAAAAAUCACGGUUCCACCUCACGUGAAAAUAGAAUUGCAUUUUCACACUUUAGAA
Molecule: messenger RNA, 2880 nt
Organism: Salvelinus fontinalis (brook trout)
Lineage: Eukaryota; Metazoa; Chordata; Actinopteri; Salmoniformes; Salmonidae
Product: asialoglycoprotein receptor 1-like
Exons: 9
Coding region: 197-1228 (343 amino acids)
Source: RefSeq, a predicted model, not a curated record